UAUUGCCCGGACAUCACUAAUCAUAUUUUAAGGAAAUCUAAAACAUUUCCGUUAUGGUCGUGUGUUUGUCGUGAUACUUUCAAUUAUGGCAGAGUUCCGGCGACGAGCAGCUGCAGUGAGUCAAUGUUCAAUAACAUCAGAAACCGAUAUUUUGGAAACAUGACAUUUCCAAUUCGUGUGGAUGAUUUUAUUGUAAAGCAUACAGACAUCAUUGAUGGGAAAAUGCAUAUGAGUGGAAUAGAUACGACACCGACGAUGUCUUCACAACAAUCGCCAACAGAUGUGAAUUCUCCACGAUCGUUCUGCAAGGAACCACUUCAUCGUGAUUCCUCAGUUACUUGCAAAAUUUGCACGUCCUCGUUUGCUGCAACGAUUCCUGAAGAUGAGCCACUGGACAAGCAUCUGUGUCAAUUGUGUCUGCGGAUGUCAAAAGAGGAAAUUGAGAACAUUCUGGCCUCCAGAACUUAUGAAAAUUGGUACGGGCUAGUGGCAAAAGAGGAAAAAAAGAAAAUAGCCGUAGAAAAAAAACGAAAAGUUGAAACACAAUCACUAUACUUGCAGCCGAAUUUUACCGAAAAUCAGCUUUUACUGCAUCAAUCACUUAAACGCUUUCCAGUAUUAAAAAAUGGAAAUAGUUGCACUGCACCUGUACCAGUCGAUGGAAAAGCCACAGUUUUAUCAAACACUUGUGCAUUUGAUUCCAUUGCUCAGAUCUUCACGGUUGCAUGUUUUGACGAUGCCGAUUUUAUGGAGUGCUGCAAAAAAUCAAAACUGAUUUUCUUCGAUCUUAUUGCAAGCAUGAGUACCCACCAACUGAAUUACGGCAUGUACAUUACGCGAGCAAAAUUAUUAAAAUCGUUGAUGCCAUUUCAAGAAGGAGAGGAAAUCGACGCAGUGAAAUGCCAAAUUAACGCUGGAGAAUUAUGCGCAAAACUGUUUUCAAAAAUUCCCAGCUUUACAACGAUCAAAACUUGUAGUACUGGCUGCGCUCCCAUAGAAAAGGAUUGGCCAACAGUUUUAGUGCCACUCAACGAAAUAAAACAAAUUCCUCAGUAUUUGGAGAAAUCUGUAUUUAUUAGACAUGCAAAGCCAUGUCGAAACUGCAAAAUAACAACAAAUAUUGAUUUUCGAAUUGGGCCCUUUGCAAUAGUCGAGAUAUACCCUGUAGACGAUAAUAACUGCAAUAUACAACUGAAGGAUAUUCAAAAAUGUAUUGAAUUUAAGAAUAAAAAUAAACUGCAGCUACUUGGUGUCGUCAAAUUUAGAGAAUUUAUUUCUCGAAAAAAUACAAGAAAUCAAGAAAUGAAAAAAUUAAAAACCGCCAUUGAGAAUAAAGAAAAUAUUCUUUCAAAAAACGAAGUUCCGGUAAAUGGCCAUUACACGGGUCUUGUUUUGUGUGGAGAUAACUCAUGGAUAGAGUUUGAUGAUUUUAAUCCCCAACAAAAGCCAAAAAAAAUAAAAGACUGUACGUGGCUUCAGCCACAUGUAGCCAUCUAUAAGCUUAAAAAAUAAAUAUUUAUUUUAAUGAAUAGUUUGUUUUUAU
Molecule: messenger RNA, 1543 nt
Organism: Anastrepha obliqua
Lineage: Eukaryota; Metazoa; Arthropoda; Insecta; Diptera; Tephritidae
Exons: 4
Coding region: 124-1512 (462 amino acids)
Source: RefSeq, a predicted model, not a curated record